Molecule: messenger RNA, 686 nt
Organism: Phanerochaete carnosa HHB-10118-sp
Lineage: Eukaryota; Fungi; Basidiomycota; Agaricomycetes; Polyporales; Phanerochaetaceae
Exons: 4
Coding region: 13-522 (169 amino acids)
Source: RefSeq, a predicted model, not a curated record
CGCUCCUCCGUCAUGGGUCCGCACGAACGCGAUCACUUAUUCUUCUCCUGUAAUGACGUCGAGGGAGUCAACCUCGCGGAUGCCCACGCCGGGCGGCUUGAAGAUCUCGACAGGCGUGACGAGGAGCUGUUUCCCGCGAGCUUCGUCAAGGUUACUUGCCUCAUCACAAUACAUGGGUACAGGGUAUAUCGUCAAGUUAAGAACAUACAACGUGUCCGCAGGGGUGUGCCUGUGCCCAUCCCGCGCCAUAAAGUGGUUCGUUGCAUCGCGGACGCUAUGUUUGCAUUUUUGAACCAGGCUCAAGCUGCGGACGAUCAUGACUGGACCUUCACGCUCGGCCCCGGAGGUAUCGGGAUGGAACAUCUCUAUCUCACUGAGCUGCGCCGGCAUGGCAAGACUCUGGUCCCGGUCUUUGGAUACAUUGCUCCCGACGCCGAUCCCGCAGUCCUGCAGCCCGAGAUUGAUACUUGGGUAAACGACCCUUUCGUUAUGACCUUCGACACCAAUGACAGUGGUCUUUAGCUGCCUCGGACACGAGGUUUUCUGUAUCAAUCACGCAAAGUUUCUCUAGGUUCUUUCGAUUUCAUCAUACUAAUUUCGUUCAUUUGUUUCCACUUGUAAUCGCUCAUGUAUCAUUAAUAGUACCAUGUACAGUGACACAGACAUAAGCCUUAGUAUCAAGUAAA